Molecule: messenger RNA, 2432 nt
Organism: Cloeon dipterum
Lineage: Eukaryota; Metazoa; Arthropoda; Insecta; Ephemeroptera; Baetidae
Product: myotubularin-related protein 9
Exons: 11
Coding region: 170-1969 (599 amino acids)
Biological process (GO): phosphatidylinositol dephosphorylation; negative regulation of autophagy
Cellular component (GO): membrane; cytoplasm
Molecular function (GO): phosphatidylinositol-3-phosphate phosphatase activity
Source: RefSeq, a predicted model, not a curated record
AACAAUAGUCUAGUCUAACCAAGUCUAACUGAGUUUAACAUAGGAAACACGCACAGAACAGGUUGCUAAUCACCGGGGACUUAAACAACAAACAAUUUCAGGGACGCGUGGGUCUGAGGGAAUUUUUAAUACUAAGCAAAUGUGGUGUUGAUUUGUGGUCGCUUGAAAAAUGGAGUUUGUCGAGCUCAUUAAAACUUCGAGAGUUGACAAUGUUACUUUACACACUCACAUUGGGAAACCGGUGGAGGUGUCACUCUGCGUUAGUUCCCAUCACUUGAUUCUCUCUGCUCGGAAAGAAGGAGUUGAAGAGCUUUGGAUUUUACACCAAAAUAUUGAUGCAGUGGAAAGGAAACCUAAUGGAAUGGUUGGUGGAACAAUCGUUGUCAAAUGCAAAGACUUCAGAAUAAUUCAGCUGGACUUGAACAGCGGCUACGAAAAAUUUGUCAAUGUCGCUAACUCGCUUGAGUGGCUUUCAACACUAGACAACAUGACUCUGCUCUACCCAUUUUUUUAUCGUCCUGUCUACAAUAUGCUCGAAGAUGGAUGGAGUGCAUUCAAAACAGAAAGUGAAUUUUCAAAGUUAUUGGUACCUGGAAGUAAUGAAGAGUGGAGAAUCAGCUACGUCAACAAAAAUUUUACUAUUUGUCGUAGCUACCCCAGUGCUGUUGUGGUUCCUAAAAAUAUUGACGACGAAACCUUGAUAGCAGCGUCCAAAUUUAGACAUGGUGGAAGAUUUCCUGUGUUGAGCUACAAGCAUGAAGGAGGAUCUGUGCUUCUGAGAGCAAGCCAGCCUCUUGCAGGCCCUGGUGUUAAAAGGUGCAAGGAAGAUGAAAAACUUGUGAACUCGGUGCUAGGACCCGGAAAGAAGGGAUACAUUGUGGAUACCAGAUCUCAGAGCCUCGCACAAAGUGCAAAAGCUAGAGGUGGAGGAGUUGAACCUGAGGCGCAUUAUCCGCUGUGGAAAAGGGUUCAAAGGCCGAUUGAUCGGCAAGCUGUGUAUUUGGACAGUCUAUCCAAGCUAGUUGAUGCCUGCAAUGACGUAAGCUGCUCCAUUGACAAGUGGAUGUCCCGUCUUGAGAGCUCCAGCUGGCUGAGCCACGUGAAAGACUCGCUGAACUGUGCCUGCGUUGUUGCUCAGUGCAUCGACCAAGAAGGCGCUUCAGUUUUGCUUCACGGGUCGGAAGGUCUUGACUCGACGCUUUUGGUUACUUCACUUUGCCAGAUAAUUCUUAACCCUGAUUGCCGAACAGUGCGAGGUUUGGAGGCUUUGGUGGAGCGGGAGUGGCUACAAGCUGGUCAUCCGUUUUCGUUACGCCACAAGAAGAGCUGCUAUUCAGUGGGAGGAAGCAGUGUUGUCCCUGGAGGAAACAAAAGUGGUGUUAUUAAAGGCCAACAAGCUUGUACAUUCCUGCUCUUUUUGGACUGCGUGUUCCAAAUCCACUGCCAGUUCCCUUGCUCCUUCGAAUUCAACACGCAUUUGCUGAUUUUGUUGUUUGAACAUUCCUACAGCUCGCAAUUUGGCACUUUUCUGGGCAACUGUGAAGCUGACAGGGAGCGGUUGGAGCUGUCCAAAAAGACGGUUAGUUUGUGGUCACAUCUGAACCGACCUGAGGUGCUGCCUUCCCUGAUGAACCCAAUGUAUGAGCCAAACUCAAAAGUGAUCUGGCCUUCCGUGGCGCCGAUGAGUCUUAUCUUAUGGAGGGAGCUAUUCUUGCGGUACUCGUCAGCAUUGGCAGAUGGAGUAAGCACGAGAUUAAAGGCUGCCUCCGAAAACACCAUUCACCUUAAUGUCAAAGACAAGGAGCUGAGAAGCAAGGCUGCCAAGCUUAGACGCCAGCUGAUGGAGCUCGAGAAAGAAGCAAUAGAAAUUGGUGUUCUAGAAUCUCCAACGUCAGCACUGCUAGCUGAAUCUGCGGACGCAACUACUGGAGGGACCGAAGAAGUGGCAAAAAAUAAUUCAUAUCCCUAGUCAAUUUCCUGCGUUAGUUAUAUUGUUACGCCUAUAUCACAGAUAAGUAUGAAUGUAAACACUUUUGCUAGUGGGAUCUGCACAGGAACUAUACUUAAAUUUAAAAUUAUUACAAAGUAAAGAAACAAAGAUGCUUCUUGUACAAAUAGUCAAGGAAAGGACCUUUAAAUAUCCUUGCACUAUAGUGUUCUACAUUUUCACUUGUUUGGUGUUUUUUCCAUCUAUCUAAGGUACCAGGUUCAGAUUUUAUUAUAAUUUAUGACUGCGAGUUUAUUUGAGAGUCAGAGUACUUUUUAUAAUACAGCUAUAAUUGUGUGUCUGGGAAUUUGAAACAAAAGAGUUUGCAUCAUUUUACACAAAAAUUGUUGGGAGAGGUGGAAAUUUUGUAAAUCCUUAAGAAACAAUAAUUAUAUUCAACGAUUCAUUAAAUUUAGCAGCAAUGCAUUUAAUCAACCAGUAAAAA